Messenger RNA from Oldenlandia corymbosa var. corymbosa, 2708 nucleotides. Lineage: Eukaryota; Viridiplantae; Streptophyta; Magnoliopsida; Gentianales; Rubiaceae. The record is from the annotation of a GenBank genome assembly.
AGCUAGUGCCUCCACAAAAUUCAAAAACACCAAAAUAGAAAACCAUCCCAGCUACCCCCGCCACAAGCUUCGAAAUCUCGCCGGAGACCAGUCACCGACCACCGGCAACCAGCAAACAAUCGCCCAGUACUUCCAAAUUAAUCCUCAAUGGCUUCGAAUCAUAGCUCAAACCGCAAGAAGAAGCUCGGAUCUUCACAGCCGGUCAGAGCUCGCGAAUUUCCCAAGAUUUUGGCGGACGAUGACGAUUUUCAAGACCCAUGUCCCUCUUUCAUUACCCAUUCCAAAACCAGCUUAACACAAAACCCACUCAAACCUUCCAACAGUUUUACCAACCGCCCACCCAAGAAGUUGAAGCCGAGUCAAGGAAUUGCCAAUCCUGGGAAAGAGAACAACCUUAUUGCUCCAGAUGAUAAUGGGUUGCGUGGGAAGGAAUUCGACAUGGAUUGGUUGGAUAUUGGAUUGGAUUCUACUGGAUUGGAUUCUAUCGGAUUGGAUUCUAUCGAAUCAACCUUAGAUUGUGAGGUCAGCGGGAGUUUUAGGGACAUUGAGCCAAAAACUGAGGUGGGCUUGGAAGAAGAAGGGAAACCGGAAAGUUAUUCAACUUUCGAAAAUUUAGGGUUAGAGAAAUGUGAAGUGGAGGCUUGUGAUGAUGAAUUUGAAGGCGGGACACAGCUAGACAUAUUGCUCAAGUUAUGUGAGGCCGAUGAGGAAGUGGAGGGUUGUGAUAAAGUUUCGAAUUUUAGUGACAACGAGGAAUUUUGCAGGGAAUGGGAGGAGGAGGAGGAGGAGGAGCAGGAGGAGGAACUCGGAGAUGAAUCAAUUUGUUGUCCACUAUGUGGAAAUGACAUUACAGGGUUGACAGAUGAAUUAAGGCAAGUUCACACUAAUGAGUGCCUUGACAAAGAUGGGACCGCUAAUGAGAUGAUUCCGCCCCAUGAAUCUGAGGUUUAUCGGUCUCCUGGGCAAGUUCUUGAUAAUCCUCCUCAUCUAUCACCUAGUAAAGUAGUUGAUGUAUCUCCUGUUCUAGAGUGGCUACGCAAUCUAGGUCUUGCAAAAUACGAAGAAAUUUUCGUGCGAGAAGAGAUUGACUGGGAUACCUUAAAGUGGCUGACGGAAGAGGAUCUUUGUGGCAUGGGUGUUGCUGCACUUGGUCCCAGGAAGAAGCUAAUUCAUGCCAUUAAUGAUCUAAGGAAGGAGGGCUGCAAUAUGGAGGAAACUCACAUUGAUGACACAAAAGUUGUGCCAAAUGAGAUCAAUAAGUGUGGAACAAACAAAUUAAUUACAGAUUUCUUUCCAGGUUCUGCUUCUGGCAGAAGGAGAGAGAGCAGCAUUUUCAAAGCACCAAAGGAGGUUCCACAAAGUCACACAAAUAUUGCUCCAGGAAUUCGAAGGAAGAAAAAGCAUAUAAAAGAUUUGAAAAAUAAAAAUACUCCCAUUUGGUGUGACAUCCCAGGAACCCCAUUUCGAGUGGACGCCUUCAAAUACCUAAGAAGAGAUUGUUCGCAUUGGUUUCUGACUCACUUUCAUAUGGAUCAUUAUCAAGGUUUGACGAGGUCCUUCUCUCAUGGGAGGAUUUAUUGUUCCUCCAUCACAGCCAAACUUGUCAAUAUGAAACUCGGUAUUGCAUGGGACAAACUGCAAAUUUUGCCUCUUAAUCAGAAGGUGAAUAUUGCUGGAAUUGAUGUCACUUGCUUUGAUGCCAAUCAUUGUCCAGGUGCGAUUAUAAUUCUCUUUGAACCACCCAAUGGUAAGGCUGUGCUACACACUGGAGAUUUUCGUUUUUGCGAAGAAAUGACAAAAAUCCCUACGCUGCAGACUUCUCGUAUUCAUAGGCUCAUCCUCGAUACCACCUAUUGUGACCCUCAGUAUGAUUUUCCAAAACAGGAGGCUGUGAUUCAGUUUGUCAUUGAGGCCAUCCAAGCUGAAGAUUUUAACCCAAAGACCCUAUUUUUGAUUGGGAGCUAUACAAUUGGUAAGGAAAGGUUGUUUCUAGAGUUGGCCCGUGUUCUUCGUAAAAAGGUGUAUGUCAAUGCAGCUAAAUUGCGUAUUUUGGAAUGCCUUGGAUUCCCAAAGGAAGAUACCGAGUGGUUUACCCUGAAUGAGUAUGAAAGUCACAUUCAUGUGGUGCCCAUGUGGGCAAUAGCAAGCUUCAAAAGAUUGAAGCAUUUAGCUAAUCAAUAUUCGGGUCGUUUCAAUCUUAUUGUGGCUUUUUCCCCAACUGGUUGGUCCUUUUCAAAGGGAAAGAAGAAGUCACCUGGAAGGAGGUGGCAACAAGGAACCAUCAUAAGGUAUGAAGUACCAUACAGUGAGCACAGUAGCUUUUCGGAACUCAGAGAUUUUGUCAAGUUCAUAUCACCCGCAACCAUAAUUCCAAGUGUAAAUAAUCACGGAGCAGAGUCCACCAAUACAAUGCUUGCCCACCUUCUGUCUUGAGAGCAAUCAAGAUAAGAAUAUCAGGUAAUCCAGGAAUUACAACUUGACUAGCUGCUAUAUGGUUAGUUUAUUCAUGGUGAUGUUACUCAAUCACAAGAAUAUUAAGUUAUUUGGUUGGGUUAUACAGUUAUCAGGUGAAAGGAGUUCUAGUCUUACUUUGCAGUUUUUCUUAUGUGUAUAUUAUUGUAUUUACUGAAAAAUUGAACGUUUCAUCAAAUAACAGUGUUUAUCCUCACCGGAAUCAAGUUGAAAUUAAUUUAAGUGCAGUAUGGGGG